Molecule: messenger RNA, 1297 nt
Organism: Caenorhabditis sp. 36 PRJEB53466
Lineage: Eukaryota; Metazoa; Nematoda; Chromadorea; Rhabditida; Rhabditidae
Source: the annotation of a GenBank genome assembly
AUGAUAACAAUGCAAGUAUUGUCGAUCUUCUCGAUGCUCGUCCUGCCCGUUCUUCUACUCGUUCAGUGCAAAUCGAAGCAGCGAAAAGAGGACAAGUCGAGGAGUUUGUCGACAUUCUCGGAUAGUUGCUCGGAUCCGGACAGAGAUUCAGCUCAAGGUAAUGUUGACGGUUUUUUUUUGCGCCGGGAAAAUUAACACCUUCAGGCACCGAAAGAAGCAACAGUAAAGGAGUGACUCCGCAGCAAAAGACGCCCGAUCUCUUGUUCCCGAUCUCAAGUACCCAUCUGGCGAGGGCCCCGCCGCCGCCCCGGCCUCCGCCAAAACCAGAGCCCGUCGUCGCGCCAAGAGCACCGGAAAAAGACGCGGCGCACAAGUCGAGACGAAAAGCGAAACCACGAAAACGCGCGUCGGACGCGAACGCCCACAAACGGACGACACUGCUGCAGAAGCUGACGAACAAGAUGGCGCGACGGAAGACGGACGGCGACGAGGCGGCGGCGGCGGAGGGAUGCUCGACGGCCAAGGAGCACGACGGCUCGAACAUUGACGAGAAGUGGCGAAAGUUGCUCGCACAGCCCGAGCUCAGCGCCAUCUCGCCCAGUGACAAGGACAACAAGUACGGGUACACACAUGUUCCGCACCAGGGGUGUGCGGAAAAUAUUUCGAUUUUCCGAAAUUUUCCGAUUUUCCGAGAAAUUUUCCGAAAAUUUUCGGCAAAAUUUUCGGAAAAUUAGUGUGGAUUCAAGGUCAAUUUGUCCGAAACCACCGUAUGCUUUUUAAAGGCGCAUCACAAAAUUUUUGGAAGGGUCUAGCAGCGAGCGUCUUUUUUCCGAAAAUUUCUCGGAAAAUUUCGGAAAAUCGAAAUAUUUUCCGCACACCCCUGAUUCUCACUGACAAUCGGAAAACACUGGACCCGGAGAGCUUCUCUCGGCUAAUUUUUUUGCAAAAAAAUAUUCCAUUGCUUGGCUUCCGCCCACUCAAGUGAUUUCAAAUCAUAAUAAGCAUUUUUUUGUAUUAGAACGUUGUUUAAACACUUUAUUGAACCAAUGAACAAGUGAGUUUUCCGAUUUUUCCGAUUUUUCCGAAAUUUUCCGAAAAAAAAAAUUCGGAAAACCCGAUUUUCCGAAAUUUUCCGAAAAAAAAAAUUCGGAAAAACCGAUUUUCCGAAAUUUUCCGCACACCCCUGUUCCGCACACAUUGGCCACUUUUCAGACGGUCCCAAUCGACAUUGAACAGCUACUUUGAGAGUCAGAACGACGACGACACUUUGCGGUGUGUGAAAUCGAUUGGAAAAUGA